Molecule: messenger RNA, 855 nt
Organism: Eucalyptus grandis
Lineage: Eukaryota; Viridiplantae; Streptophyta; Magnoliopsida; Myrtales; Myrtaceae
Exons: 1
Coding region: 1-855 (284 amino acids)
Biological process (GO): root development; shoot system development
Source: RefSeq, a predicted model, not a curated record
AUGGCUUCACCAGCAAAUCCGAAAUCCCACUUUCAUGCUCGCUCUGUAAGCUUGCCUUCCAAGCCUAACCCCCUCAUAUCUCAAGCAGAGGAUUACUUGAGGAGGAUCAGAAGUUCAGAAGCAGCCACCACCAGUUCCUUUUCAUCAUUGAGUGUCAUGAUACACGGUCUUGCGGACUUUUACGACUCUGUUGAUGACUUGCUUCUCUUGCCACAUACCCAACAGGCCUUCGUUCAAGAGGGCCCCAAUGAGGUGCUUGAGAGAUCCCUUAGUCUCCUGGACAUUUGUAGCACUGGCAAAGAUGUCGUAGCACAGACAAAGGAAACUGUGCAGAAGCUACAAUCGACACUGCGCAGGAGAUGGGGCGAUGAACUGGCGCUGAGAAAUGAGGUCGGGGCAUACUUGGCCUCCAGGAAGAAAGCAAAGAAGACAAUUCAAAACCGCUUGAAAAAUUUGAAGAUCAAAUCGACCAUCUCUUCUUCUGAUCAAAGUGGUGCGACAAUUGUUUCCAUGUUAAGAGAAGCAGAGGGAGUUGCUCUCAAGACUAUAGUAUCGUUGUUGACAUUAGUACGUGGAAAGUCGGUGAGCUGCUCUUUCUUCUCCAAAUGGAUGCAUUCCAACCAAGUGGCGGCCGAUGAGAGAGCGUCCAACCGCGAAUUAGAGAUCGUGGAUGCUGCAGUUGAUGCCCUCCUGAGCCAUAAGAAUGGAAAAGCAAGUAACAUUAGAAUGGAACAUGUACAGCAAGUCAUGGAAGAACUUGAGUCCUACAUUCAGGACAUCGAAGAAGAGAUGGAGCGUCUGAUCAGGCGCCUGAUCAAAACCCAAGUGUCCCUCCUCAAUAUUCUCAACCACUAG